GGCUGGCGAGGGUCAGUCCGAGGCGAGGUGCGGCGGCGGCGAGGCGUGAUUCGGAGCGGCGCCGGGAUGAGCGUGACGGGGACGCCCGCCGUGGUCUCGGUCUCCAUCAGCAGCAACCUCAACUCCUUCCGGGCCUUGAAGCGGUACGCCCGUGGCCUCACCCUCGCCGAGUUCAAGUGUAAGUUGGAAUUGGUUGUGGGCAGCCCAGCAUCAUGCAUGGACCUCGAGCUUUAUACUGUGGAUGACAAGUUUGUGAUGAAGCUGGACAGCGAUGAGGCCUUGCUGGGGUCUUACCCCAUUGACGACGGGUGCAGGAUUCACGUUAUUGACAGGAGUGGUGCGAACAUUGGAGAAUAUGAAGAUGUGACAAGGGUGGAGAAGUUUGAGCUGGCAGAUGCUGAAUAUGAAAAAAGAACAGACACUGCUCGCUCCUUCAUGAAACGCAGCAAACUGGGGCAGUACAAUCGGGAAGAGAUGCUGAAGAAGGAAGCCGAACAAGAGCAGAAGCUGGCGGAGGAGAAGGCCCUGGUGGAGGCCAUAUCCGUGGGGGCGAGGUGUGAGGUGCGGUCAUCGGGGCAGCCCAAUAAACGGGGGACCGUGAUGUAUGUUGGUUUAACUGAGUUUAAACCUGGUUACUGGAUCGGCGUCAAGUAUGAUGAGCCUUUGGGGAAGCAUGAUGGCAGUGUUGGUGGAAAGCGGUACUUCGAGUGCCAACCAAAAUACGGGGCCUUUGUGAAGCCGCAGCACGUGGCAGUGGGGGACUUCCCGGAAGAGGACUAUGGCCUGGACGACGAAAUGUGACAGGAAGGGCAGCUGGAAACGGAAGUGGAGGAGAAGGCGGCCGCCGGCUCCGUUGUGGGACUUGUCUUGGUUGCUGCUGCGAAGCUCGGCUGCGUUCCGACACCACCUGGGAGAAUGUGGGGCCAGCCGGAGAGAAAAGAUGCGGAAGCCACUUGUGUGUCCCUUGACUCGUGUCGGUUGUUUUUUUCCUUUUUCCCUGGUUGCCUCUUGUUUCAUUCGGUAAAGAUGCCGCGUCCCUUUGAGUGUGUCCUGAUACAUACCAGUUCAGUAACAUAGAGAAUGUGAGCGUUGGCCUUGUAGUCGAAACCCUGAAGAUGGGGAAGGGUUUUGUUUGUGUUUUUUUGCCAAGGGCCAGUGUUUCCAAAGGUGGCCCUUGACGCAGAUUGGGAUAUGAAGCCUUUUCCUGCUCUUAAAAAAUAUAACAAUUCCAGAGGGACAUUUCCAACACCAUGCCUUUUUCUUUUCCCCUCUGUGAUACUUUUGUGAUCGUGUGUUUGUUGUUGGCAGAUUCUACGUGAUCAUUACAAAUUAAAAACGUUUUGAUUGGGGGGAGAAACAUUCCAGACAAGAA
Anolis carolinensis (green anole) is the source of this 1372-nucleotide messenger RNA. RefSeq names its product tubulin folding cofactor B (gene tbcb). NCBI's taxonomy places the organism in Eukaryota, Metazoa, Chordata, Lepidosauria, Squamata, Anolidae. Gene Ontology annotation, biological process: tubulin complex assembly; cytoplasmic microtubule organization; post-chaperonin tubulin folding pathway. Gene Ontology annotation, molecular function: alpha-tubulin binding; microtubule plus-end binding. The transcript is spliced from 6 exons. Gene Ontology annotation, cellular component: cytoplasm; nucleus; microtubule plus-end. The record is from RefSeq and is a predicted model, not a curated record. Bases 67 to 801 code for a protein of 244 amino acids.